Messenger RNA from Serinus canaria (Common canary), 704 nucleotides. RefSeq names its product O-sialoglycoprotein endopeptidase (gene OSGEP). The record is from RefSeq and is a predicted model, not a curated record. NCBI's taxonomy places the organism in Eukaryota, Metazoa, Chordata, Aves, Passeriformes, Fringillidae. Gene Ontology annotation, cellular component: EKC/KEOPS complex; cytoplasm. The annotation marks the transcript as partial. The transcript is spliced from 8 exons.
GAAACGGCCGCUCUCGCGAUAGGCGACGCCCCCCCCGUGCCCGCCCGCAGGUGAUCGCCUACGCCCGGCGCCGGUACCGGAUCCUGGGCGAGACCCUGGACGUGGCCGUGGGCAACUGCAUCGACCGAUUGGCCCGGCUGCUGCAGAUCCCCAACGCUCCCAGCCCCGGCUACAACGUGGAGCAGCUGGCCAAGAGGGGCCGCCGCCUGCUCCCGCUGCCCUACGUGGUCAAAGGCCUCGACGUCUCCUUCUCGGGGCUGCUGUCCCACCUGCAGGCCGUGACCCCGAAGCUCCUGGAGUCGGGGGAGGCGACCCCGGAGGAUCUGUGCUUCUCCCUACAGGAGACGGCGUUCGCCAUGCUGGCCGAGGUCACCGAGCGGGCGCUGGCGCUGACCCGGGCCCGGCACCUGCUGCUCGUGGGGGGCGUGGCCUGUAACCACCGGCUGCAGGAGAUGCUGCAGACCAUGUGCAAGGCCCGGGGGGCGGAGCUCUGCCCCAUAGACGACAGGUACUGCAUCGACAACGGCGCCAUGAUCGCCCAGGCCGGCUGCGAAAUGCUGAGGGUGGGGCAGGUGACGGAGCUCAGCCAAUCAGGGAUCACGCAGAGGUAUCGGACGGACGAGGUGGAGGUGACCUGGAGGGAUUAAAGUGGCCACGCCCACAACGGCCACGCCCACUUAAUAAAAGAAUGCCCAACCCUCUCA